AUGGAUGCUCUGUCGGAAGCAAACGGCACCUUUGCCUUGACCCUUUUGAAACAUCUGGGUGAAGACAACUCACAAAAUGUGUUUAUCUCACCCAUAAGCAUCUCCUCUGCCCUGGCCAUGGUCCUCAUGGGGGCACAGGGAAACACCGCGGCCCAGAUGUCCCAGGCACUUUCUCUAAGCAGAAGCAGUGGCAGAGGUGGAGACGUCCACCAGGAUUUCCAGAACCUCCUCACCGAAGUUAACAGGAGCGGCACACAGUACUUGCUCAGAACUGCCAACAGGCUCUUUGGAGAGAAGACUUAUGAUUUCCUCCCAUCUUUCAAAGAUUCCUGCUCGCAGAGAUGGGAGCUGGACUUUAUCAGCGCUGCGGAGGAAUCCAGGAAACGCAUAAACACCUGGGUAGCCCAAAGGACAGAAGAAAAAAUUAUAGACCUGCUGGCUCCAGGUUCAGUGGACUCCAUGACUUCUCUGGUUCUCGUGAACGCCAUCUACUUCAAAGGAAACUGGGAGAAUCAGUUUGACAAACAGCACACCAGGGAAAGGCCGUUCAAAGUCAGCAAGAAUGUGGAGAAGCCUGUGCAAAUGAUGUUCAAGAAAUCCACCUUUAAGAUGACCUACAUCGAAGAGAUAUUCACGAAGAUUCUCGUGCUUCCCUAUGUCGGCAGCGAGCUCAAUAUGAUCAUCAUGCUUCCGGAUGAAAACACUGAUUUGAAAACGGUGGAAAAGGAACUCACUUAUGAGAAAUUCGUCGAGUGGACGAGGCCAGACCUGCUGGACGAGGAGGAGGUGGAGGUGUCCCUGCCCAGGUUUAAGCUGCGGGAGAGCUACGACCUGGAGGGCAUGCUCCGCGCCCUGGGCAUCACCGACGCCUUCGAGAGCACCAGGGCCGACUUCUCCGCGAUGUCGGCCCGGAGGGACCUGUGCCUGUCCCGGGUCGUGCACAAGGCCUUUGUGGAGGUCGACGAGCAGGGCACGGAGGCGGCUGCCGCCGCCGCUGCAGUCCUGAUGCUGCGCUGCGCCAGGAUCACCCCCAGGUUCUGUGCCGACCACCCUUUUCUCUUCUUUAUCCAGCACAGCAAGACCCGCGGGCUUCUGUUCUGCGGCCGGCUCAGCUGCCCGUGA
Molecule: messenger RNA, 1122 nt
Organism: Lipotes vexillifer (Yangtze River dolphin)
Lineage: Eukaryota; Metazoa; Chordata; Mammalia; Artiodactyla; Lipotidae
Product: serpin B6
Exons: 6
Coding region: 1-1122 (373 amino acids)
Biological process (GO): negative regulation of endopeptidase activity
Cellular component (GO): cytoplasm
Molecular function (GO): serine-type endopeptidase inhibitor activity
Source: RefSeq, a predicted model, not a curated record